This is a messenger RNA of Closterium sp. Naga37s-1, 2006 nucleotides long. NCBI's taxonomy places the organism in Eukaryota, Viridiplantae, Streptophyta, Zygnematophyceae, Desmidiales, Closteriaceae. The record is from the annotation of a GenBank genome assembly.
GCGACGGAUGCGCGACGGGCGCACCAUCAGGCGGGCAGGAGAUUCAACGGGACGCGCGCACGCAUGUCUCGUCCACGCAAGUCGCGAGCAGCCACGUCGCAGCAGCGGAGGUGCUGUGGAGAGCAGAGCGGUCAGGGGCGGUGUGUGGCGGUGAACGGGCGGCAGCAUGCAGCCACGCGGCAGCUGAGGGCGCAGAGAGGGCGGGCGGCACGCGUGGCGCCGCGCCCCAACCCCUCCACACGCCAUCCCUUCUCCGCGAUUCCCCCCGCCUCACUCCACUGAGCCCCGCCCAUUCCCGUAGCGUCCACUGCAACCUCCACCGUGUGUUUCACGCCGCCCCUCACUGCCUCUCAGCUCGCGCCGCUCCAUUCGCCGUUUCCAAUCCACUCGAAUCAGCCACUGCCACGUGGCAGCGCAGCUCGCUCUUUCACCGUGCCUUCCACGCGUCAGGCGCCGCAGCGGCAGCGGCAGCAGCAGGGGGGGGAAGGGGGCGGGAUUACUAUGCGGUGUUGGGGGUGUCAAGGAAGGCAACGGCCGCAGAAAUCAAAAAGGCCUUCUAUGCGCUGGCGAAGAAGUACCACCCGGACGCCAACAAGGACGACCCCAAUGCAGCCAAGAAGUUCCAAGAAGUGCAGCAGGCGUACGAGGUGCUAAAGGAUGAUGAAAAGAGGGCCAUGUACGAUCAGGUUGGUCCGGAGGCGUUUGAAGGGGGAGCAGCUGGGGGACCAGGCGCAGGGGCGGGCGCUCAGGGCUUCGGCGGAUUCUCUGGCUUCGGAGGGCCAUCGGACUUUGAGGAGAUGCUGGGCGGCAUCUUUGGGCGCAUGGGCGGCAUGGGCGGCAUGGGUAUGGGCAUGGGCAUGGGGGCGGCGGGGCCGAGGGGCGGCGAGAGUGUGCAGAUGGCGGUGAGGCUGACGCUGAGGGAGGCUGUGGACGGCUGCUCGCGCCACCUCUCCUUCUCUGCUCCCGUGCGCUGCUCCUCCUGCAGCGGAUCAGGCAUGCCCAAGGGGUACCAGCCCACCCCAUGCAAGGCGUGCAAGGGCCAAGGCAUGGAGAUGCGGCGGAUGGGGGCGUCAGUGGUGAUGCAGACGUGCUCCUCCUGUGGCGGCCAGGGCGUCUUUGUCAAGGAGUGGUGCAAGACAUGUCAUGGGGAGGGCACAGUGAAGGAGAGGCGGGAAGUGGAUGUCUCCAUACCAGCAGGGGUGGACUCGGGAGUGACUCUGAGGGUGCCGGGGCAGGGAGGCGCAGGGGGGAAGGGGGCGCCACCUGGGGACCUGCUGCUAAACAUUCAGGUGGAGGAGGACUCGGUGUUCAAGAGGGACGGCAACGACAUCCACGUCGACCUGCACGUCUCCUUCCCCCAGGUGCCACCUCCCCCUCUGCUCCUCAUGCUCCCUGUCCUAUCAUGUGCGCACCGUUUCUCCCACAACUCUCCCACGGCCCUCUUACGCCCCCCUGCCAUCGCCCUUGCCAUUGCCCCUGCCAUCGCCCCUGCCAUCGCCCCUGCCAUCGCCCUUGCCAUGGCCCCGUGUGCGUGCCAGGCGUGUCUGGGAGCAUCAGUGCCGGUGCCAACACUCUCAGGAGAGGUCAUCCUUAAGAUCAAGCCGGGCACGCAGCCAGGCCAGGUGCUCCAGCUGCGCGAUAAAGGAGUGCGAUCGGCCACGAGUCGCCGAGUGGGGAGUCAGUUUGUGCACGUCAAUGUUGCCGUGCCCACGUGCGUCUGCUGCCCACUCGCCCCUCCGCUCCUCCCUCAUAGCCCCUCCCCUCCUCCUUCACUGCCCCUCCUCUCACCUCCAUGGUUGCCUCACCUCUCACUUUCCUCAUUGCCCUCCUUUUCACAUCCCCCAUUGCGCGCACAUCCGCGUAGUCUCUGCUUUGCUGUUGGCUCUGCUUUUCUGCUUACCUUGCACCCUCUCCCAUCCACCAAUCCUCUUGCACUGCCCAUCCACCAAUCUUCUUGCACUGCCCACCCAUCCCACCCAUCCCACCUUGACCGUGCAGGGAGCUGA